This is a messenger RNA of Drosophila miranda, 1998 nucleotides long. RefSeq lists its product as uncharacterized. The record is from RefSeq and is a predicted model, not a curated record. Gene Ontology annotation, cellular component: membrane. Lineage: Eukaryota; Metazoa; Arthropoda; Insecta; Diptera; Drosophilidae. Gene Ontology annotation, molecular function: phosphatidylinositol bisphosphate binding. Bases 22 to 1881 code for a protein of 619 amino acids. The transcript is spliced from 7 exons.
AUUAUUUCUGUUACCCAUAACAUGGACUUCUUCAGAGCCCAUAUUUCGCUCUACUCCGCCACAUUAUCGCCCUUUAAGGACAGUCUAAGAAACACGGUCGUAUUUAUGAACAUCGUGGACUUGUUCCUCCGCAUGAAGGAUUUCGUGCUGGACGGUGUGCACUCGUCGGUGGUGUGUAAUCCGGAGAUACUGCUCGGAUCGCUCAUACUUACAAUGUUGAAGCUGCGGCUAGCAAUCCUCAGCGGGGACAAUGUGAUGUUGGGAGUCUACCUCGGUAACACCAUCUUCCACAUGGCUCAUAUUGCUUUUGUCUUCAAAUUUGUGCCCUUAAGACUGAAAAACGCUCUUAGAGGAAAGUGCUUUGUUACUGGAGCAGCAAUCGGGGGGCUUAUGUGGUACUCGUUUCAGGAGGAUUCGAGGAUGCUUGAAGCUCAUAUGGGCUACAUUCUGCUGGCAACCAUCAUUAUAAACCAUGCGAUGCGGACUCUUCAAAAGUGGAACACACUGCCACAGGCUACCUCCAUCUGGACGCUCUCGCUGCUGAUGCCUAUUACCUGGAUAGCCUAUGGUAUAGCAGAAACCAACAUACUUAUUGUAAGCCAAAAUGCACUGAUCCUCGCCAUUAAACUGAUGGAUCGAUACCGGUAUCGUCCCCACUUGUCAUUGCGAUACGCCUUAACCUUUGGCGAUUGGCGGGCUGCUCAUGUUUCUCGAGUAUAUCUUUCUCCCAGUGGCUCUGGUACAGCCCAUUCCCUCCGCCGAUCCUCUAGCUCUCGUAACCAAUCCUACAAUUGUUUAAUCACCCACGCAGCAGAAAUCAAUAUUUCCGUUCCAAUAUAUAUUAUGAUAUGUAAAGGAAAUCAAACCCUAGACAUCGCCAGUUGCCCGACAGGCUCCAAGCACUACGGUCUGUCAUCGGAAGAGGAGCCCGCCCUGAGCAGCGAUAGGACAGGACAGCCAUCGAUACAAGAACCGAUACCCCAAUCGAUAGCAAGGCGAAUCGAUUUGGCCGAGGCAAUGAGUGGCGAAAGCGAGAAUGGAACACAGCUGAGACGCGAUCUGAACGAACUGUUUGAGUGGUUCCAAGGAAAUGAUAAGCUACCGCAAGAGAUUGAGCCCCUGCUGCUGCGGCGCUUCUACCAGUGCAUGUACGGAGACCUUGAGGAGACCAAGAAGCUCAUCGAGGUGAAUUACUCCCUGCGCAACCGUCAUCCCCAUCUGUUCAUCAAGCGGGAUCCACUGGACGAUGACAGCCAGCGAACCUUCGAUUAUGCAGACAUACUGCCGCUCCCAGGCCUCACGCCGGAUAACUACAAGGUGUCGCUGUACUGCUUUCGGGAGUUUGAGGCCACAAAGAUGCAUCACACGGAAGACACGCGCGCCUUCUUCAUGGUUGCCGACUGUCGCUUCAUCACUCCGGACGAUCCAGCCCGACCGGGCACCCUAUCCGAAGGCGAGGUACAGAUCUUUGACAUGAAGGGGACCACCAUGCGCCACAUAUCGCGCCUAACCAUCAGCACGCUACGUGCAUACAUCAAGUUCCUUCAGCUGGCAUUUCCCGUGCGUCUCCGGGCUAUUCACAUGGUCAACUGUCCAUCGUAUCUCGACAGAAUCGUGAGCGUAGUGAAGCCUUUCAUCAGCGACGAGGUUUUCAAGCUGAUACGUUUUCAUACAGUCAGCAUGGAAUCGCUCUACGCCUUUGUGCCACGCGAAAUGCUUCCGGAGGAGUACGGUGGCUCGGCCGGAUCGCUGGACACGCUGCGAGCGCACACAAAGAAGACCUUGGUCGAGCAUCGCGAUUAUCUAAUGAACCCUAACCACUGGCUGGUGGAGAAGUCUGAGAAGCGUAACGGCAGUCAUUCAUGGAGAAUUUUUAGAUGAGUUCAAAAUUUGAGUCUCAAUUUUUUUUUUCUCUUUCAAACAUUUUUGUCAGUGUCUAGCCUAGAAAUUGUAUAAACGGUAUAUUAAAUAAUGUCAUCAUUAAACAAUAUCAACGUU